AUGUCUGGAAGAAAAAAGUCGGCUCAUUCAAAACAAAGGAGCCACGACAAGAUCAUGGCACAAAUUCGAGAAGAAUUGCAAGAAAAAAUUGCCAUGGAUCUUUUCAACUGCGUGGCCCAAGCACUGAUGGAAGAUGAAAGAUUGAUGGAAGAUGGAGGACCAACGAGGAUUCAUCACGCGGCGAGAACGUGCGGCUCGACGGAUUUUCCCGACUAUCUCUUCGACGGCGUCUGCGACGAGAACCACGGCGACGAGAACGGCGUGACGUAUUUUCACAUAGCCUGUUACACGGGCAACGCCAAGGUCGCGAGAAAAUUCGUCGAUCAGGGCGUCGACGUGAAUCUUCGUUGCGACAAGUACUAUCACGAUUCGGCCGCGCGCACACCUCUGCUCUUGGCUCUGGAGGGACGUCACGCGUCGCUGAUUAAAUUUUUACUGAAAAGAGGCGCCGACGUUGAAAUCACCACCGAGGAUGGCUAUUUUCCUUUGAACGUGGCUUGCCGCAACAUAGCUAAUCCUAUCCUCGACGAUUCGAAUGAGUUUAGUUUUUCUAGCGACCACCCGAUCAGGAUCGAUUUGAAAAUUUUACGUCUUCUGAUGAAGAAUAAUUGCGACGUAAAUAAGAAAAGUCGAGACGGCGAGAGUCCGGUAUUCAGCCUUUUUCAUAACGCUACAUCGUUACAAUCUCGACAAUGUUUACACACACAUACCAACAAGGAAGCUGCGUACGAUAAGAUGAUUGCCAAGUCCCUUGAUAUGCUGUUGAAACACGGAGCGGAUGCGAAUGAAAAGAACUCGCAAGGCGUAACUCUAUUACAGAAAGCUGUGAAUCUUCUCAAUUACGAAGCAGUAAAACUACUUGUGGAAAAUGGAGCCAACAUCCAUAAUAUUCAAUUCAAUGAAGGAUAUUUAAAUCCUGAUUCUCGAGCACUGCGUAAUAGAUAUAAGACACAAAGUAUCUUGGCUAUUAUUGAGCUUCUUAAAAGCAAAGGAUACAAAAUUACUGAAGAUCACUAUGUAUCAAUUUUCAAUUUUUUGAUUGGAUUUGAAUGUGUUAAUAAUUCAAACCUCUUUGACAUAGUCACAUCAGGUUCUUUACAGACAAUACAUCAUACCAUUGGCUUAAUAAAUAUCAAACUUCGGACUGGUACUCAUAAUUUAGAGCAUUAUCGAGAAAAACAUGAAAAGUUUUUCCAUACUGAUGAUUGUGUACCAAUGUACUACCAUUUUAUUCGAGGAUACAUGGAAUUCAUAGAAGCUGGACAGAUGUAUAUUGAUAGAGAUAUAAAAAAUUUUCUCUUAGAAUCUUUGAGAAGAUUGAAUUAUUUUAUCUUAGAUAAUCAUUCAGUAAAUCACUAUAAAACCUAUAUUGGGCCUCUUAUAAAGAAGUCUAGUAAAACAAUGAUAAGCGAUGGUGUAUCACUUUUGGAUUUAUGUACAUCAAGACCAGAAAAAGUUUUUAAACUUUUGAAUGAAUCUAAUUAUAAAUCAGUUAUGAAUGCAGAGCUUUACAAAUCCAAUUUUAAGUUUAUGGCAGAUAUUAUAGAUGGCCAUGUAACUAAAGGGUUAAUUCGAGGAUUUUUUCUGACCAUGGCACCAGAAUUUUUGCAUCGACUAACUAAUUUACCAGAUCUUUGCUGCAUUAAUAUUGUCAAGUAUUUAAAAAAUGAAGAUUUACUAUCCAUGUGUAAAUCAGUUAUAUUUAAGGCUUAA
This is a messenger RNA of Trichogramma pretiosum, 1713 nucleotides long. RefSeq lists its product as uncharacterized. The transcript is spliced from 2 exons. Gene Ontology annotation, molecular function: protein binding. Gene Ontology annotation, cellular component: cytoplasm; nucleus. The record is from RefSeq and is a predicted model, not a curated record. The coding region runs from base 1 to 1713 and encodes 570 amino acids. Lineage: Eukaryota; Metazoa; Arthropoda; Insecta; Hymenoptera; Trichogrammatidae.